Messenger RNA from Ananas comosus (pineapple), 715 nucleotides. Its product is annotated as pre-rRNA-processing protein TSR2 homolog. The record is from RefSeq and is a predicted model, not a curated record. Lineage: Eukaryota; Viridiplantae; Streptophyta; Magnoliopsida; Poales; Bromeliaceae. Gene Ontology annotation, biological process: maturation of SSU-rRNA from tricistronic rRNA transcript (SSU-rRNA, 5.8S rRNA, LSU-rRNA). Gene Ontology annotation, cellular component: nucleus.
GCAAGGCCGACGAUCUCGCCGCCUCCAUCCUCUCCUGGUUCGCCCAAUCCAAAGAUCCACAUUACAUUGAUGAACUGGAGAACAUGAUAGACGAGUGCAUGGUAAUUUCAUUCAAUGCGGAGAUUGAGGACGGGAGCGUCGAGGAGGUAGCAGAGCAACUGAUGAUUAUGCACGAAGACUGUCUCAAAGGCAAUUACGAAUCAAUUGAAAAGUUGAGGAAUUCAGGUCCUCGAAUAAAUGCCGUUUCUCAAAGUAGACGGGUGAUUGAUGAUAACGAGGAUGAGAGCUCAGAUGAGGAAGAGUCGGAAAUGGCGGUGGAUGAGGCCCCGUCAACAGCGAUGGCUGAGGACCACCAUCCUAAGCCGGCAAAAGCAGUCCCAGAUGAAGAAGGAUGGUCUGUCGUCGCUCCAAGGCGCAGCCGAGGUAACCGAUCAGGAUGAAGCUGGAGCCAAGAGGAUAUUACGAUACGUAGAAUGUCAUUACUGUCAUUUUUGUGGUUGAGUUUCUGGUUGGUUUUCUCUUGAAUUUUCUGUUAUAUGUAUAUGCACACUGAGUUAUUGUUGCGACAAAAUCUUUUCUUCUACUUUUUCUUUCUUUCCCUUAGUUUACCUGGUAAGUUCUUAUGUAAACUGAAACCAUUGAAAAUCCUGCUGUGAGUUGGCGCCAAUUUGGCUCAGCAAUAACUGCUUACAUAGAAAUGUUGUUUGAGUAGAAA